Messenger RNA from Cooperia oncophora, 390 nucleotides. Lineage: Eukaryota; Metazoa; Nematoda; Chromadorea; Rhabditida; Trichostrongylidae. The record is from the annotation of a GenBank genome assembly.
CUGGAUUUUUUCAGCAAUCUCACCCGGUGCGUCGAAUUUCUAACGGAACAAAACCAGGCGCACAACGUGUUUAUUACUCGAGCGCAGCCAAUUCGUACGAGCGGACCCGUGCAGGAGGAAGAUCGUGCACGUGUACGGCCACAAUACGUCACCGCCUACGUAUUCCCACGGGUAAACGCCAGCGGUGCAAAACCGCCAACAAAUUUCAAUCCUGCCGCCAAUGAGCUUGCCGGUUGCCUUACAUCCUAUACAAUACGGUUUUUCGAAUCUGCCAGUGAACAGUCUUGUGUACGGAUUAUCGAGGAAGAAGCCCAGUUAGAAAGUGAGGUAUUCCAAAAACUAGCCUUGGACUUUUCUGAUCUGCUUAGCAAUCGACCACUUGGCUCAUCA